Ogataea philodendri is the source of this 2283-nucleotide messenger RNA. RefSeq lists its product as uncharacterized. Gene Ontology annotation, molecular function: protein serine/threonine kinase activity; ATP binding. The record is from RefSeq and is a predicted model, not a curated record. Gene Ontology annotation, biological process: intracellular signal transduction; protein phosphorylation. NCBI's taxonomy places the organism in Eukaryota, Fungi, Ascomycota, Pichiomycetes, Pichiales, Pichiaceae. Gene Ontology annotation, cellular component: cytoplasm. The coding region runs from base 1 to 2283 and encodes 760 amino acids. The transcript has a single exon.
AUGCUCAAUCGCAGCGUCAUUGACGAAAGGGCGAUAUAUACAAAGCGAGCCCAGGACUAUACUGAAUUAGUCAAACAGUUCACCGAUCCUGAGCUUCGCGAUGUGGGGAAUUAUCGCAUAGGAGACGAAAUAGGAGCUGGCGCGUUUGGUAAGGUGUAUCUUGCGUAUCACAAGUUUUUAAGGGUCAAGGUUGUUUUGAAGAAAGGCGAACGCAUCAUUCCUUCAGGCUGUAAUGACAACCUUAUGCGUGAGUACUAUUACAUGAAAGAGUUUUCUGCUCACCCGAACGUUACGAAGAUGUAUGAGCUCAUUUUGACAGAAACAAAUGCUUAUAUGGUACUGGAGUACUAUCCGGAAGGCGACUUGUUUGAGUAUCUGACCCGGCACAAAAGAAUCUCUUUAGAUGAGAGCUUGAGGAUCUUUGUUCAGCUGGCCUCGGCCGUUUUUUACAUGCACCGCAAUGGAUGUUGUCAUCGAGACCUGAAAUUGGAAAACGUUUUACUCGACAAAAAGCAUAACGUCAAACUAUCGGACUUUGGAUUUGCGCGCGAAUGCUCUUUAGUCCAGCAUGGAUCCAGAGGUCUCCUCACGGAAAUAUGUGGCACCAGUGCAUACAUGGCUCCGGAGCUGCUCAAAAAACAGCCAUACUCGGGAAUAAAGACGGACAUUUGGGCGCUGGGAGUGAUAUUGUACACACUAGUAUCGGGCGAGAUGCCGUUUGAUGACUCCCUCUCAGAAGACGAUCUUGUUAGCGCGAUUUUGGAACAAGAGCCGUCCUAUAAUGACCAGCUAUUCGGAUCAGAUCUCGUACAACUAGUGAAGUCGAUGCUCACGAAAAACCCGGACAAACGAGUUUCCUCUUUGGAGGAGAUUUUGCGCUCAAAUCUAUUACAACCAUAUGGGGCGCAGAGGCAGCUGGAGCUGAUCAACAAGCUAAUUUUUCACCACGAUUCCCCUCCAGAAUAUACACACAGUGACAAAUAUAUGUUGAAGGAGCUAGCCAGUAUUGGCUUUGACAAAGAGUCUUUCAAACGCUCAUUCUACGACGAGCAGAUGGACCCCAUCAACGGAUUUUGGCAGCUGUUAAAAGAGAAGAACCGCCGCAAAAGCCGCAGCAAACGCUUAAAGAAUCGAAGCAAAAGCAUGCUCAGACUCUCAACGCCAAAACCCUUUGCAGAACCCAAACUCACUUCGACUCCAGAAAAGGUGCCUCCUCCUGCCACAAAACUUGAUUCUGAGCCUGUUUCCACGCUCACAAGUCAGACGCUUACCAAUAAGCCAUCUAAUGGCGACUGUUUCCAAAAGUCACACCGAUCCAGUGCUUCUGAGCAGCUCAGUGUAACCAAGAGGAAUCAUACAUUUUCUUUGAAGAGACUCUUCGAAAAAAUUGGACGCCCGAAAGAUUCAGAUUCGGUUUUGAAACUCAAUACGGAGCCGUUGAACGAGCCGGCUAAAGAGCAGGUGUCCACACGGAGCAAACGUUCAGGAUCUCCCAAGUCGCAAUCUUCGAAACCUGUUUCCGCCAAUAUUGUUGUGAUAGAGCCCCAGAAAUCGACCCCAACACGAAGUGGGCCUACAAGUCCAGAGAACGUGACUAAAGCUGUUCGACCACAAUCGCUUAUUUCAUCAUAUUCCGUUCAGACCACUUACUCAGAAACGUCGAAUGGAUCUGGCUACGUGACCGGAAAUUCCACAGAUACUAAUCAAAACGCUACAGCCAGCACCUUCAUGAUGAACGGACAUUCUAUGUCACACGUCUCGACGUCUACGCCGUCUGCAAGACCGCAGUACUCCCGCGUCGCUAGCGACUGGUCGGUGAACUCGAAAAACGUUGCAUCGCAACCUGCUUCGCCGACCUCUUCAUUCACGACCCUGUCAAGAACCAAUUCUCUGGAAUCAUCUUCGCGCUCGGUGCGCGGAAGGCCAAAAAGACGCAAGGGAAGCGGUCUUUUUGGAAACUCCACGUCCAACAACUUUUUAACCAAACGUGGAAAGUCGCCAUUACAAUCGAAGCUCAACGCUAAAUGGAGCUUUGGUGGGGUCCAAAAGACAUCAAAGGAGAGUCGACGUGGGAACGAUACAAAGAACCGCCAGCAGGUUAUUGAGGAAGAGGCAGAGGACGAGGAUUCUCAAGCGGAGCUGCUAAAUGAAACAGAAUACGCAGACGGAGAGAUGGAAGAGGAGGAAGAACUAGGAGAAGUGGAUUCUGAGUUCGAAAGGUCCGAGGUCCAUGAUGUUGCGGAGCGAUUCGCCAAUUAUAAGAUCGACCAACCCGUGGCAUAG